Molecule: messenger RNA, 3779 nt
Organism: Myzus persicae (green peach aphid)
Lineage: Eukaryota; Metazoa; Arthropoda; Insecta; Hemiptera; Aphididae
Product: beta-1,4-N-acetylgalactosaminyltransferase bre-4-like
Exons: 7
Coding region: 441-1757 (438 amino acids)
Biological process (GO): glycosphingolipid biosynthetic process; carbohydrate metabolic process
Molecular function (GO): N-acetyl-beta-glucosaminyl-derivative 4-beta-N-acetylgalactosaminyltransferase activity
Source: RefSeq, a predicted model, not a curated record
CGUUGAACGGAAUAGUCCUCUGUUUGCACGCUGCGGUGUAACAACUACCAACUAACAUAGCUGCGGCCGGGUAGGUUAACUAGCAGUAACCAUUUCUGACCAAACAACGACUUUUUAGAACUAGCGAAACAAAUCAUAUUCCAGCAUGUACCAAUAAUAGUAAAAUAACAUACGUUUUGGUGCGCGAGUAUUAGUCGCCUCACCCAGCUCGUCUGUCAGUCAUCGAAAUCGUACGCGCGAUAUGACCACGCCGUCGCCACAGCUGCUUCCGUCUCGUCACCCCGAACAGAAACCGUCGACGAGAUCAACGACGUUUGAGUCAAGAAAUAAUAUAGGACCUACCUAUUCAUAAUAUUAUAUCGGGUUUCGCGUGUCCUUGCUGGUUGCCGCAGAGGAUCGCGUCCAUGUCAGGCGAGCCAUGAGGCUUAUUAUUUCAUGUCAUGGUGGUAGUGAGAGUACAGAGAGCCCGAGUAUUUCGCUACACGCCGACCGCAAAGAUCUGGGCAUGGACAAUCAAGGUGCUUCCGUUUGUUUUAGUGUUGCUCGUCGUUUUCGCCAUGUGCUUCAUAGCCAUAACUCGAGCUCCAGCUUUGCAAAAAAGAAAUUCUCUGAAGGUCAACAGCUUACAUGUGGCAAAAUUAAAACCAGAUCCAGCUAGCAGUACACAGAAUAAAGAUUUCCAGUUAGAACGUUUGUUGAAGUCGAAGCCACCAAACCUUCAUUUGUUCGUCACUCAGUUGAAGAACGAAGCUAACGGAUAUUGUUCGGGAAAACUAGCGGAAUUGCAAAAGAAUGCAGAGAAAUCAAAUGUAAUUUCAGAACGAUUAGGGCCAUGUCGACUAAAACCAUGGUGCCCAAAAAUACCACCAGUGUUAUACGGUGCUGAGAAAUUGGACAGCGUCGCCGUUAAUAUGACCGAAGAGGAAAUCGUGGAUGCGGUUGGAUCAAUGGGCGUUGGUGGUUCUUGGGCACCGGAUGAUUGUAAAGCUAGACACUCGGUGUGCAUCAUCAUACCCUACAGGGACAGAAAAGAUCAUUUGUGGACAUUAUUGUACAGGCUCAUACCAGUCUUGAAAAGACAACAGUUGGAUUUCAAGAUAUUUGUAGUCGAACAGGUCAGUAAUGUUACGUUCAAUAAAGGGGCAAUUAUGAAUGCGGCUUUUUUGACGAUUUACCGUACGUACGGCCUACGUGGCGAGGGUGAUUGGCAUAAAGGGCUAUACGGCUGCUAUGUCUUCCAUGACGUGGACAUGUUGCCAGAGGACGACAGAAACAUGUACAGUUGUCCGGAAUUUCCCAGACACAUGUCGGUGGCCGUCAACGAAUUUAAAUAUCAAUUACCUUACCACAAGUUGGUGGGCGGCGUGUUCAACAUAAGACCGGAUCAUUACUUCCUCGUCAACGGCUACUCGAAUCUGUUUUGGGGUUGGGGAGGUGAAGACGAUGAUAUGGGAUAUAGGUUGGAACAGGUCGGCUUGCCGAUCACCCGGCCGCCCGAGCGGUUGGCCCGGUACACGAUGGUCAAGCACGUCAAGCGUAAACCCCUCGCCCACGCCGUCCGACUCAAGUUGGUGCACACCAGCCAGAAACGUUACAGGGCCGACGGGCUGAACACGCUCAAGUACGAAGUGUUCCGGGUGGACACCGAGAAGCUGUACACCCGGAUACUGGUGGGCGUCGGCGACAUGCCCGAAUACGUCCGAUCGUUCGAGGUCGCACGGCGGACCACCACGGUGCAGAACAAAAGGUGGAAGUGAUCGAGCUGUAGUAAUAAAUGACUGUACUACCUAUAGUAUAUAAUAUGCCGUAGUACGGGUACAUUCAUUAAUUGGAUCGUCAGUAACCCUGUCUAGUCCACGACGCAGUGCGAAUAUUUUAGUGCAGUUCUUUUUUUUAUGACAUUUUAUCAUCGCGGUAAAAUAGGGAGGCCAUUUUAGUCGUAUUAUAUUGUAUUAAAUAUAAAAUCGCACUUAAAAAUAUUAGCACUACCUCUUGCAGAACUUGGGUUACUAUGACUCCGUUUAAUUAACACACUUUAUAUGACCUAUUUAUACAAUAUACAUGUAUGAAUAUGACCAUCUUAUACAUUUUUUAUUUCUGUAAUAUUGUUACAUAGUGUAUAUGCCAUGCCGUGUAUAAUAAUUGUAUUAUACAUUCCUAAUAUAAAUAUUAAAUAUUAUAUAAUACUCAACGACGUGACUGUGUGGGUGGGAUCCAGGGGUCCGGUUCCUAGAAUUUUUACUAUAAGUAGAAACAUUUAUCAGUAAAUAUUGCCUCUAAUAUUGUAUCAAGAGUGAUUUUGUAUUUUUGUUAAAAUAUUAAAACAAUUGUGGCCACCCCCAGCUAUUUUUUUCAGUUGAGGUCUUGUUGAUCCUUACGUAUUGAUAUGAUAUCGUUGAGUAUGUAGAUACCUAGUUAUUAUAUACACAAUAUAUAGCAGGUCCUAUCUUAAAUAUUUUUUUUCAUUUUUGUCCUUAAAAUAAUAUGUGUUGAUGACUGAUACUCUGAUGAGAGGAUAGUAGAGGUAAUUUUUAAGAUCCGUGACUGUUUAUUAUUUAAACAUUUUACGAUAUAAUAUCAUGAUCAUAGGGCGUGAUUACGAGAAUGUUGGAAUCGAUAAGCUUAAAGCUAUCUUCUGCCCAUUGGUCAUAUAAUUAGUAGUAGGUAAUCGUAUAUUUUCUUAUUUCAAUUCGUAUUAUAGUGGCGUAGUUAUCGAAAGAAAUCUAAAUCAUACCCGAUUGUUAUUUUUCAACUUAGCCCACACUAUCGUUAAGUCGUGACUUUUGGUAUUUAAUACUGUCCACUUUGUGUUCCAUACUGUUUGUUAGAAUAAGGCCUGUUACAUAUUAUUAUAGUUGUAUAAUAAUCGGUACUAUUGCUAUCUAUAUACUCAACAUUAUACUUGGUAGUUGGUAUUUAUAGUAGUUGGGUAUACUGGGUAAAGUGUACCUAAUUACGGCUAUACUUAUCUACGUAGUGUACCUAAAAAUACUCACUGUUAUGCUAUUGAAGUGCGUACACAUAAAAUGUAAUGUAAUGUUUGUAUAUAUUUAUACACUUUACGAUUUACAUGAUAUAUUUAUUAUUUAUUUUUGUAUAGGGUUUUUGUACCUGUUAAAACUCGUAUAUAACUAUUAAAUUACAUAAUAUAAAAUGUAUGUAUUUAUCACUUAUAAUCUGUAUAUAUAUAUUAUGUCGUAGGCCAUUUGAAAAUUUCGAUUUUUUAACCUAUGCCCAUUACGACGUUUGGAAUGAAUUUGUAUUUAGUUUCUGUUUAUGUACUGCUGUUAUUAAAUUACUACUUUUUUGUUUAUUCGAAUACGUUGUUUUCUCAUCGUGGCCAUUGAACAUUGAACAAUAGUAAUUUUUACAAUAACGCAAUUAAUGGCUUAAAUUGUCCACGUUUUUUCCAAAGACAUGUGACGUAUAUAUUAUUAUUGAUUGUUAAAUACGCCUAUUUUAGAUUAUAAUUAUAUUCGUUUGAAUAAUUCGUCCUCCUAUUAUUAUUAUUAAUUUUUAUUUGGAUUAAGGGGGCAACGGUUGGUUGGAACACGUUUGUACGUAUGCCAUGGAUGUAUUGCUAAAAGCCUGGCUGGUCACACACCCGAAUGCUAGAUUGAGUGUUCGACCUCGCAUCACUAAGCCACCCUCCUAUUAUUAUUUUUUUAAUUAAUAAAUAUUAUAGUUUGGAAACCGUUGUUGAAUUAGCAUAUAAACAGAAUAUUAUGUUUUUUGAAAUUAUGUUAUUUUUAAUAUAUUAUACUGUGUUCUUAAAAUGU